AUGGGGCGAAUCGUGUACAUCGGCCGCGAGUCGAAGCACCUCGGCAAGACGGCCUUCACGCUGCUGGCCAAUCUGAAGAACUUCGGCGUCGGGCGGAUGAUCACCCGCCACGAGUUUGACGCCUUCCCCGAGGCGCCCAGCUUCCACAUCGUCAAGAAGGUGGAGACGGUCAUGGACCCGGAGCUGAAGUACGGCACCAUCUGGUGCGAGACGGUCAUUCAGGGCCGGCGGCUGCCCGGCAUUCGCCCGCUCAAAGUAGGCUACCGGCCGGACUUUCGGCUGAUUCCGCGCGACGAGGAGGAGGAGUUCCUGCGGGGCCAUCAGAUCGAGAACCUCGGCGACCGGGUGAACAUUCUGCCGGCGAAGUACGAGGUGCCGCCGCUGAUGCGCGAGUACAUGAAGCGGCACUUUGCGCGCACGAAAACGGGCGAAAAGUACACUGAAGGCGAGCAGUUUGCGAUUCCCUUCGUGUACAAGGACCGGAAGGACGCCCGAAAGGACGACGCCGACCUCUUCUGGAUUGCCAACCGCAUCGCCAAGGACGACGGCAGUGAAAAGCCGACGGUGCCCUUUGACGGCAAGUUCCACUUUAACGAGGAGUACCGGCGACACUGUGUACCAUUUGUCAAGAAGGCGAAUAGUAGUACGCAACAAUAA
This is a messenger RNA of Rhagoletis zephyria (snowberry fruit fly), 657 nucleotides long. The record is from RefSeq and is a predicted model, not a curated record. NCBI's taxonomy places the organism in Eukaryota, Metazoa, Arthropoda, Insecta, Diptera, Tephritidae.